CUUUAACUGCUGAAAGUCUACUUUUCAACUUCGAUAAUCGAUUAGUCGAAAAUCGACGGCCAUCUUUCUUUCUUUUACGAAAAAUCCUCACACAAGUGACAAGAGCACAUCAACAUGCAAUUGUUUGUACGUGGUUUGGAAAACGUUGAGACCAUCGAUGUCCAACAAGAUGUCACCAUUGCCGCUGUUAAGGCUCACAUUGCCCAACUGCAUGGCUACAACACUGAGGAAAUCAUUUUGAAUUGCGAAGGCAAUGCUUUGGCCAACGAAACCGCUGUCUCUGCCUUGUCCUCCUUUGAAUUGGACAUUACCAUUCCAAUGUUGGGUGGUAAAGUGCACGGUUCUUUGGCUCGUGCCGGUAAAGUAAAGGGUCAAACCCCCAAGGUUGAAAAGCAAGAGAAGAAAAAGAAGAAGACCGGCCGUGCCAAGAGACGUAUCCAAUACAACCGCCGUUUCGUGAACACCGUAUCUGGAUUUGGUCGUCGUCGUGGCCCCAAUGCCAACUCUGCUUAAGUCUUUACUAAGAAGUAGUAUCGCAGUGCUGAGUGUAGUUUUUAGUGAAAACAAUAACUAAAAAUUAUGAUUUUGAUUUUAGAAUUUUCCAUAUAAACUAAACUAAAAUACCCAAAACCAGAAAAAGAAAUUUUUGUUAUUUCAGCGGAUAGAUCACAAUAUGUUGACUGAUCUUUUUUAUUUGGUAUUUUGUUUGUUAUAUAUAAAAUUAGUUGGAAAACGAUGUUCGGUUUCUGUUGGCGUAUUUUAGCUGCCAUUGUUGGUAAAUGUGUUCCGAAAGUAUGACGAAUAGGGCAAAAAGAGAUCC
This is a messenger RNA of Stomoxys calcitrans (stable fly), 820 nucleotides long. RefSeq names its product ubiquitin-like FUBI-ribosomal protein eS30 fusion protein (gene RpS30). The coding region runs from base 115 to 513 and encodes 132 amino acids. The record is from RefSeq and is a predicted model, not a curated record. Lineage: Eukaryota; Metazoa; Arthropoda; Insecta; Diptera; Muscidae. The transcript has 3 exons. Gene Ontology annotation, molecular function: structural constituent of ribosome; protein binding. Gene Ontology annotation, cellular component: cytosolic small ribosomal subunit; ribosome. Gene Ontology annotation, biological process: translation.